UGAACUGUGCACAUAACGUGUUCGUGGUGUUCAGUAUUACCGAAUAAAACUCAACGGAUUUAUGUCAAUUGUAAAUUUUUAGACAUCAAUUUAUUCACAUUUUGAUCACUUUGUGAAUUAUAAUUUAUACUUACAUAAUUGUGAAGAAUUGUCGCACAUAAUUCCAAUUGUGUUUAGUGUUUUGUGCGUGUUUUCGUCGUGGCGUAAUCUGUGGAAUAGGGAGAGCGAUAGUGAGAGGGUGCUUUGGGGAAGCGGUAAAAAUUUUCCUUUUGCAAUUUUCAAGGAUAUUGAUAACAGUACCCUUAUUGAAAAGCGACUUCGAGGCCACAGUGCAGUUGCUUAACCCACUAUGUUCAUACCGGUUGCACAAUCCGCGUUCAAAACGCUGCGCCAUGCCCAGCCACGCGUUCGUCUCUACUUCAUCAACAAGAAUGCCUACUCCAGUCAGGUCGAAUACAAGCCAAUUCGAUCGGUGCUGGUCGCCAAUCGCGGAGAGAUUGCGAUACGUGUGUUCCGUGCCUGCACAGAAUUGGGUAUCAAAUCAGUGGCUGUGUACUCCGAGCAGGAUAAAAUGCACAUGCAUCGACAAAAGGCGGAUGAAUCGUAUUUAGUCGGAAAGGGUCUGCCGCCCGUUGAGGCGUACCUAAACAUUCCAGAGAUUAUACGUGUUUGCAAAGAGAACGACGUCGAUGCAGUGCAUCCAGGCUAUGGUUUCCUCUCCGAGCGCAGCGAUUUCGCCCAGGCGGUCAUUGAUGCUGGUCUGCGGUUCAUUGGCCCCUCACCAACGGUGGUGCAGAACAUGGGAGACAAGGUGGCUGCACGUAUUGCCGCUAUUGAGGCGGGCGUACCCAUCGUUCCAGGCACUGACGGCCCUAUAACCACCAAAGAGGAGGCCUUAGCCUUUUGCCAGAAGCAUGGUCUGCCCGUGAUCUUCAAGGCGGCCUAUGGCGGCGGCGGUCGUGGUAUGCGUGUGGUUCGCAAAAUGGAGGAGGUGGGAGAGAUGUUCGAGCGUGCCAGUUCCGAGGCAAAGGCCGCCUUCGGCAAUGGUGCCAUGUUCAUAGAGAAGUUCAUCGAACGACCACGCCACAUUGAAGUCCAGCUGCUUGGCGAUAAGGCUGGCAACGUGGUCCAUCUAUACGAGCGCGAUUGUUCGGUGCAGCGUCGUCACCAGAAAGUGGUCGAGAUCGCUCCAGCGCCUCGUCUGCCCAUCGAAACGCGCGACAAGAUGACUGAAGCCGCAGUCCGUUUGGCCAAACAUGUCGGUUAUGAAAACGCUGGCACCGUCGAGUUUCUGUGCGACGAGUCCGGCAACUUCUACUUCAUUGAGGUGAACGCUAGACUGCAAGUGGAGCACACGGUUACUGAAGAGAUAACUGGCAUAGAUUUGGUGCAAUCACAGAUACGCAUUGCUGAGGGUAUGACUCUGCCCGAGUUGGGAUACACUCAAGAGAAUAUUCAGCCACGCGGUUAUGCCAUUCAGUGCCGUGUCACCACCGAAGAUCCGGCCAACGACUUCCAGCCCAAUACAGGCCGUUUGGAGGUGUUCCGUUCCGGUGAGGGUAUGGGUAUUCGUCUAGACAGCGCCUCCGCCUAUGCUGGCGCCAUUAUAUCGCCCUACUAUGAUUCCCUGCUAGUCAAGGUUAUAUCGCAUGCCAGCGAUCUGCAGAGCUCCGCCUCAAAAAUGAAUCGCGCUCUGCGUGAGUUCCGCAUUCGUGGAGUUAAGACAAAUAUCCCUUUCCUGCUGAAUGUAUUGGAGAACCAGAAAUUCCUGCACGGCGUGCUAGACACCUAUUUCAUUGAUGAGCAUCCGCAGCUUUUCAAGUUCCGUACCUCACAGAAUCGCGCUCAAAAGCUGCUCAACUACCUCGGUGAAGUUCUGGUUAAUGGGCCUCAGACUCCGCUCGCCACCACUUUGAAACCGGCUGAGGUCAGUCCUCAUGUCCCAACCGUGCCCCUAGACUUGUCGCCGGAAGCAUUAGAACGUGAAGAGCGCGGUGAGGCCAAAGUAACCGAACCACCUCAGGGCCUGCGCGAUAUUAUUGUGCGUCAGGGCCCCGAAGCCUUCGCUAAGGAGGUGCGCUCCCGAAAAAAUCUAAUGCUGAUGGACACCACUUUCCGGGACGCUCAUCAAUCCCUGUUGGCAACACGCGUGCGAUCCCACGAUCUAUUGAAGAUAUCACCAUAUGUGGCGCAUAAGUUUAAUAAUCUGUACGCUUUGGAGAACUGGGGUGGUGCUACCUUCGAUGUGGCGCUACGUUUUCUCCACGAGUGUCCGUGGGAGCGUCUGGAAGAGAUGCGUAAGCGCAUUCCAAACAUACCAUUCCAAAUGCUGUUGCGUGGUGCCAAUGCCGUUGGUUACACAAGCUAUCCCGACAACGUGGUCUACAAAUUCUGCGAACUGGCCGUGCAAACUGGCAUGGACAUUUUUAGGGUGUUCGACUCGCUCAACUACCUUCCAAACUUGAUACUUGGCAUGGAGGCAGCCGGCAAGGCCGGUGGCGUGGUCGAAGCUGCGAUUUCAUACACAGGCGAUGUCAGUGAUCCUAAGCGUACCAAAUACGAUCUCAAGUACUAUACCAACUUGGCCGAUGAACUGGUCAAGGCUGGCACUCAUGUGCUCUGCAUCAAGGACAUGGCAGGUCUGCUGAAGCCACAGGCAGCCAAGAUUUUGAUUUCUGCCAUUCGUGAGAAGCAUCCUGAUGUACCCAUCCACAUUCACACCCAUGACACGUCCGGUGCAGGUGUGGCCUCCAUGCUGGCCUGCGCUGAGGCUGGUGCCGAUGUUGUCGACGUUGCCGUCGAUUCCAUGAGCGGAAUGACAUCUCAGCCAAGCAUGGGUGCUGUAGUGGCAUCGCUCCAAGGCACCCCACUGGACACACAGCUGGACCUGCGCAAUGUAUCAGAAUACUCAGCAUACUGGGAACAGACGCGCACACUGUACGCACCCUUCGAGUGCACCACCACGAUGAGAUCAGGAAAUGCCGAUGUGUACCUGAACGAGAUACCCGGCGGUCAAUACACUAAUUUGCAGUUCCAGGCAUUCUCACUGGGAUUGGGUGACUUCUUCGAGGAUGUUAAGAAGGCAUAUCGGGAGGCCAAUUUACUGCUGGGUGAUAUCAUAAAGGUGACACCCUCAUCGAAGGUGGUGGGCGAUUUGGCUCAAUUUAUGGUACAAAACAAUCUCACUGCCGACCAAGUACUGGAAAAGGCCGAGGAGCUUUCAUUCCCCAAAUCGGUGGUGGAAUUCUUGCAGGGUUCGAUUGGCAUACCACAUGGUGGCUUCCCCGAGCCAUUGCGCUCACGGGUGCUCAAGGAUAUGCCACGCAUUGAAGGCCGCCCCGGCGAAGGACUCGAGCCGUUGGACUUUGAUAAGCUGAAGCAAGAACUGAAGGAAUCUCAUCCGAACAUCAGCGAUCGCGACGUCAUGUCUGCCGCUCUAUAUCCUCAAGUAACCAACGAUUUCUUGCACUUCCGCGAGCAAUUUGGACCUGUGGAUAAGCUGGACACACGCAUCUUCCUCACUGGCCCCAAGGUUGGAGAGGAGUUCGAGGUAUCGUUGGAGCGUGGCAAGACAUUAAGCUUGAAGGCUAUGGCCAUGGCUGCUGAUCUCAAGCCAAAUGGCGAUCGCGAGGUAUUCUUCGAAAUGAACGGCCAGUUGCGUACCGUUCACAUCCUGGACAAGGAGGCUGUGAAGGAAAUUCACGUUCAUCCGAAAGCCAACAAGUCGAACAAGAAUGAGGUUGGUGCUCCCAUGCCCGGUACCGUCAUUGACAUACGCGUCAACGUAGGCGAUAAGGUCGAGAAGGGCCAGCCCUUGGUUGUGCUCUCAGCCAUGAAAAUGGAGAUGGUCGUACAGGCGCCACAGGCGGGCACUGUUAAGAAACUGGAAAUCACGAAUGGCAUGAAACUGGAGGGCGAUGAUCUGAUCAUGGUCGUUGAAUAAAAAUAUUAAUAUUUAUAUCCGUACCACUUAAUCGUGCGUAGGGAUUCAAAUCAAUGUUUUGUGUUCCUCCCUAUCCCCAGUCUGUUGUAUCCAUAUAUUGUAAUUUUAAGCUAAACAGUGAUAGUCUAGGGAACCUUAUCAAAAA
Molecule: messenger RNA, 4088 nt
Organism: Scaptodrosophila lebanonensis
Lineage: Eukaryota; Metazoa; Arthropoda; Insecta; Diptera; Drosophilidae
Gene: PCB
Product: pyruvate carboxylase, mitochondrial
Exons: 10
Coding region: 350-3943 (1197 amino acids)
Biological process (GO): gluconeogenesis; pyruvate metabolic process
Cellular component (GO): cytoplasm
Molecular function (GO): metal ion binding; pyruvate carboxylase activity; ATP binding
Source: RefSeq, a predicted model, not a curated record